AUGUCAAUUGAUCCUGUCAUUUCUAUUGCGUGGGAUGCCUUCAAGUGUGUGGUUGUUCCCAUCAAGCGUCAAUUCGGAUACGUUACCUCCUCCAAGAGCUACGCCCAGGAUCUUCAGAAAGAAGUUGGGAAGCUGGCAUACGAGGCUGAGACGGUCCAAAAUGCCGUGGAAGUGGCCAGAAACAAUAGUCGGAAUGUCUACAGUUAUGUCACGCAGUGGCAGGCAAAUGUUGAGAAGGCCUUGAACGAGGCGCGAGACUUGCUGGACGACUUCGAAAAGGCAACCAAGACUUGCUGCUAUGGGAAUCUUCCCGUACCCAGUUGUCGCUAUCAGUUCAGCAGGACGGCCAAGGACAAGAUCGAGGGCAUUCAACGACUCACUCAAGAAUAUAGUCAAUUCAAGGAUAUCUCCUCCAGCGGUCCUGCUCCAGGGAAUGUUGCUGCUUCGACUCCGGCCAGGAGAGAGGACAAAGAUGUCGUCCAGUCGGCCACCACGAUGGCCUUUGCUUCUUUUGCCUCGAUGUCGAUUAAGCUUAACGACGACCACAUCGUCAAAUCCAGAGAAUUGAUCAUGCAAGAGAUCAUGGCCGCUCUUGCCGAUAACAACAAUAGCGUCGUCGGGAUUCAUGGGAUGGGUGGAGUCGGCAAGUCUACCCUAUUGGACAAUGCCGAAAGGAGAAUAAGGAAAGAGAAGUGGUUUGAUUGGGUCGCUAAGGCUGAUGUGUCAGAAAAUCAAGACAUAAAGAGGAUUCAAGGAGAGAUUGCGCAUGCGCUGGACCUGGACAUAAAGGAUGUAGAGUAUGUCAAUCCGCGAGCAGAGCGUUUGCGCAUGAGGAUGGAAAAUGAGGUGAGGGAGAAAAAGAAGGUCCUUAUAAUACUGGACAACCUAUGGAAGGGGCUUGACUUGAAAUCAGUGGGCAUUCCUUGUGGACAUGACAACAAAGUCAUAGGAUGCAAGUUGUUACUGACGUCAAGAUUUCAAGAUGUUUUACAAAGGGAAAUGGGCUGCGACAGGGACUUCCGCCUUUAUGAGCUGAAGGAGGAAGAGGCAAAAAGUUUGUUUGAGAGGACGGUGGGAGAGAAAGUUCUUGAUGACCCAUUCAAAUCCUUGGUGGAUGAAGUACUCCGUAAGUGUGCAGGUUUGCCCUUUCUAAUUAUCGUGAUGGCCAAACUUUUCAAAUACACUGAUUUUUCUCAAUGGGAGGAUGCUUUGAAACAAAUUGAGAUGUCUACAAAUAAAGGAAUCAGUGGGAGGAUAAAUGAGAUGUUGCAGUUGAGUUAUAAUCAUUUCGAAGGGGAGGACGGCAAGGAGGUGAAGUCAUUGUUACGACUCUGUGUUGUUUAUGGUGUCUCUAAACCUUCUCUUGAAUACUUGAUGAGGUACAGUGUGGGUUUGAAGUUAUUUGGAGAAAAUAGUAGCAUGAAAGAAGCGAGAAAUAGGUUGAGCUCAUUGAUCCAAACUUUGCAAGCAUCCUCCCUUUUGUUAGGUGAUGAAGAUGCUGAUGGUUUCAAGAUACAUGACUUGGUUCGUGGAUUUGUUGCAUCGGUCGCUUCAAAAGAUGACCCUCUUCUCGUGUUGAAAGAUAAUGAUAAGUCACUGACAGAGUUGCCAAGGGACAAGCUUAAAAGUUGUACGGCGGUAUGCUUUCCCUACGUUGACAUGGAGGAGCUUCCUGAAGAGUUAGAUUGCCCCGAAAUGCGGAUCUUUUUGUUUUUCACAAACAAUGAAUCUUUUAAGGUCCCAGAUUUAUAUUUCAACUCUAUGAGAAAACUCAUGGUCUUACAUCUUUCUCAAGUACGUCUCACUCGUUCACCUUCGCCAUUUCAGUUCUUGGAUAACUUGCACACUCUAUGUCUUGAUGGUUGUUCAAUAGAGGAUGUAGUCAUGAUUGGCGAGCUAAAAGGGCUACGUAUUCUCAGCUUUGUGAACUCCAAAAUUCAACAAUUGCCAAAAGAAAUUGGACAAUUGGUAGAGCUGAGGUUGUUAGACUUAAACCAUUGCUCACGACUUGAGAUAAUUGAACCGGGUGUGCUUGGAAGAUUGAUGAAAUUGGAGGAGUUGUAUAUGGAGAAUAGUUUUGAUCGAUGGAAUGUUGCGGAUCAAACUCCACCAACUAAUGCCAAGCUUAUUGAGUUGAAUAACUUGAAGCAUCUUUGCACUUUGCAUGUGUCUAUUCUCGAUCCAAGUGUGCUCCCUGAGGAUCUAAAUGUCGAGAAAUUAACCAAAAAGGAUGCAUACAAACUUUACUAG
Molecule: messenger RNA, 2250 nt
Organism: Eucalyptus grandis
Lineage: Eukaryota; Viridiplantae; Streptophyta; Magnoliopsida; Myrtales; Myrtaceae
Product: disease resistance protein At4g27190-like
Exons: 2
Coding region: 1-2250 (749 amino acids)
Molecular function (GO): ADP binding
Source: RefSeq, a predicted model, not a curated record